Messenger RNA from Notolabrus celidotus (New Zealand spotty), 528 nucleotides. It is a transcript of the gene uqcrb, whose product is annotated as cytochrome b-c1 complex subunit 7. The transcript has 4 exons. Lineage: Eukaryota; Metazoa; Chordata; Actinopteri; Labriformes; Labridae. Bases 67 to 399 code for a protein of 110 amino acids. The record is from RefSeq and is a predicted model, not a curated record. Gene Ontology annotation, biological process: mitochondrial electron transport, ubiquinol to cytochrome c.
CAACAUCCGCGUUGACCUGGAUGAUCCCUUACCCAUAAUGCACUGCAGUCGUUGUCAGUAGAAAAAAUGGCGGCGAGGGCACCAGUUGCAACAGGCAGGCUCCUAGUAGGGUUCCGCAAGUGGUACUAUAACAUGUGUGGCUUCAACAAGAUAGGUUUAAUGCGUGAUGACACCGUGCUUGAGGAUUCAGAUGUGAGAGAGGCCCUGAGGAGGCUUCCUGAGACUCAGUUCAAUGAGAGGAUGUUCAGGGUCAAGAGAGCUCUGGAUCUCUCCAUGAAACAGCAGAUCCUCCCUAAAGACCAGUGGACGAAAUAUGAAGAGGAUGUCCCAUACCUGACACCAUAUCUGGAUGAGGUGAUCCGUGAAAGGAAAGAAAGGGAGGAGUGGAUGAAAAAAUAGAUGGUUCCUGAUGUAAGGUGUUAAUCCUGGUCUUCGGCUGGUUCAUGAUUGUCCCCUGGUGUUGUAUUUAAAAUGAAAGUGAUCUAUAUAAGAAAAUCCCCAUUAAACAAAUGUACAUUUUGGAGGGUA